Panthera uncia (snow leopard) is the source of this 4668-nucleotide messenger RNA. RefSeq names its product NACHT and WD repeat domain-containing protein 2. The transcript has 3 exons. The record is from RefSeq and is a predicted model, not a curated record. Lineage: Eukaryota; Metazoa; Chordata; Mammalia; Carnivora; Felidae. Gene Ontology annotation, molecular function: protein binding. The coding region runs from base 1 to 4668 and encodes 1555 amino acids.
AUGCAGCCUUCUGCCAAAGCCAACAAUGAGAAGACCUGGCAAGAGAUAUCAGACGAGAUCAAGAAGAUAUUCAAGGCUGCUGUAAAACUGUUACAUGAAAAGGGGAAAAUGAAAUAUAGCCAAGCUAAGAGGUACCUGUUCUCAGCGAUAGAGGACGAGUUUGACUUUGCUCUAGGAAAGCAAACUCCAGCAUUCCUAAAGAAGUGUGUCUGCUACAUUCGGAAAAUUGCGAACAUUGAACGUUUUGUGAAAAUCCCAGAGAUGGGAAAGUACAUGGAUAUAACUGGAGCAGAACCAAGGAUUAUGCGGGACGCAGAAGCCCAAGAGAAGCUGAUAAAACUCAGGGAUGAAUUUAUUCCUACUAUUGUUGCGUCAUCUAAUCUGAGAGUGUACACGUCGGUUACUCAUUGCGACAUGAAACUGGGAUAUUCCCAAGAAAUAGAAAAUCAUUACAUAGAAGGACUCGGUAAGCAAUUUUAUGAGGACAUGAUCGAUAUAAUUCAGGCAACCGUUCAACAGAAUUUUGACACCGAAACUGACACGCUCUACGAUGAAAUCCUCCAGCAUUCGUCAUUAUGUAAGACAUACGCCUCCUUCUACGAGUACAAAUGUGAGUCUCUCAACAUAGUGCAUAAAUAUGUUCUUCCCAGCAAAACUGGGCCCAUCAACCCUCUCGUCAUAUACGGCGGACCAUGUACCGGGAAGACCCUCCUGCUGGCUGAGGUGGCAAAGAAGGCUUAUGGCUGGCUACAUGAAGACACAGGACCAGAAUCUGACCCAGUAGUCGUCGUGAGAUUUCUAGGAACCACAGACAUGAGUACUGACCUUAAGACUCUCCUUCUAAGCGUUUGUGAACAAUUGGCAGUUAACUACCGGUGUCUGGUUCAAAGCUAUCCUAAGAAAAUCCAUGACCUUUGUGACUUAUUUAUAAACCUUUUGAAUGAGUCUUCAUUGCAGAGACCUCUAGUAAUAAUAUUCGAUGCCCUAGAGCAGCUCUCAGAGGGUGAUGAGGCCAGGAAGCUUUGGUGGCUCCCAGCUCACCUUCCCCGCUUUGUUCGAAUAGUCCUGUCCACACUGCCCAAUAGACAUGGAAUCUUACAGAAACUGAGGUGCCUUAUCCACGAAGAAGCCAACUACAUCGAGCUGAUUCCCCGGGACAGGAAGAUGUGCAGCCAGGUCCUCAAACACCAGCUGCUGCGGGUCAAAAGGAAGGUCACAUCAGGCCAGCAGAUUUAUGUGAACAACGCAUUCUCCAAGUGCACGCUGCCCAUGUUUGUGAACCUGACCUUCAGGGAGGUGAGGCAUUGGAGAUCUCAUAAAGACGUCGAUGAAUCCUCCCUCUGUGUCACCGUUCAUGAAAGUAUUGAGCAGCUAUUCUGGUCCUUGGAAAAGAAGUGUGGUCAGAAACUGGUCUCUAGGGCUCUUGGUUACAUCACCAUGGCCAAAAUGGGUUUGAGUGAAAUGGAACUGGAGGAUGUGUUGGCCCUAGACAACAGUGUCAUGAAUGAGCUCAAUGAGAACGCUAGGCCCAGCAAUCCCCUGAGAGUACCUUAUCUGUACAUCGCAAGGCUCAAGGAAGGUCUCAGCGGAUACCUGAUAGAAAGACACGUGAAGAAUGUCACACUCCUGGUCUGGGCCAACAGACACCUGCACCUCAUAGCCCAGAAGUUGUAUCUGCAGGACGACAGUGACCUGCGUGAAAUGCACACCAUCCUGGCAGACUACUUCCUGGGAGUCUGGUCAGGGGGCAGGAGGAAAGCUUUCUGCCUCGAAGACCCCUACUUGAAUGGCUGCCUUGACUUGGAGAGCAGAAGCCUGCUGGAGGAAGAAAAGCACUUCAUGGAACAGGCCUCCUUUGACAGACAGGCUCCAGACCAGCCCUGGGUUUUCCAGUGUAAUCCCCUGGAGCCGGACAUCUUUUUCGUCAAUCAUCGGAAAAUGUCUGAGCUCUUGCACCACCUGACAAGGUGUGGAAAAACCGAAGACCUGCUUUAUGGAAUCAUCAUGAACUUCAGCUGGCUUUACACCAUGAUCAAAAUCGGCCAGUUCGACAAAGUGCUUUCAGACAUCGAGCUGGCUUACACCUACUCUCAAGAGAAGGAGCUGAAGUUCCUGGCGAGCACUCUCCGUGGCAUCAAAAACAAGGUCACUGCAUUUCCGGGCUCCCUUUCAGCAGAGCUUCAGCAAAGACUGCUGCCUGUCGUGAGUUCCCUGCCCAAACUUAGACACCUCCUUUUAGAAUGUGACAAAGACGGGCCCAAAUAUUGCUCCAUUGUGCCGUUACAUUCAUCCAUGGACGUGACAUAUAGCCCGGAGCGUCUUCCUUUGUCAUCUAGUCACCUGCAGGUCACCGAGAUUCUGCCCACCUGUAACCCGAGUACUGUCCUUGCAGCUUUAGAAAAUGGUUCCAUCAGCACGUGGGAUGUGGAAACUCGUCAGCUGCUCAGGCAAAUCACCACAGCCCAGUCUGUCAUCCUGGGCAUGAAACUCACCAGUGACGAGAAGUAUCUUGUGGUGGCUACGACAAAUAACACCUUGUUGGUUUAUGACAAUGUGAAUUCUUGUCUUCUGUCUGAAGUGGAAAUCAAAGGGACCAAGCACGGAAGCGGCUCCACCUACAUCAAUGGAUUUACCCUGUCGGUCAACCACGCCCUUGCGUGGCUUGAAGCCAGCAAAGAUGUCACUGUCAUCGAUCUGCUCUACGGAUGGCCCCUUUACCAGUUCCACUGCUGGUACGAAGUGACCUGUGUCCAGUGCUCUCUGGAUGGCAUGUAUGCUUUCUGUGGACAGUACCUGAACACCACUACCAUAUUUCAUUUAGGGAGUGGAGAAAAGUUAUGUACAGUGACAUCUGAAUUUUCGGGUGGGUUUGUGAAGUUUCUUCUUAUCUUGGACACGGCUCAAGAAAUGGUAAUGGUAGAUAGUGAGGGAAGCCUUUCUGUUUGGAAUACUGAGGACAUUUCCAGUCCCCAGCUGACUGACGACUUUGACUGCAGAAGAGAAGACAGCGAGGUGGUCAGCAUUGAACUUUCAGAGGACCAAAACGCAAUUCUGAUCUGUAAAGCCCUCAGCAUCGAGCUCUUAGAUACUGGCAUGUGGAAGGUGGCUGAAAAGUUCAGAGCUAAGCACAAUGAACGCUUUAUAUCUGCCGUGCUGUCCAAGAAUGGAGACUGCAUCAUCGCGACCAUGGAAAAUACCUCAGCUGUGUUUUUUUGGAGGCGGGACACGGGACAAUGUAUGGCAAGCUUACAGGAAAUCUCAGGGACCAUCGUCAAGUUGGUGAAAUCUAGUCACCACAACAUGCUGCUAUCUUUAUCAACCAGUGGUGUUCUUUCCAUCUGGGAUAUAGAUAUAAUCACGGCUAUGUCCAACAUAGAUAAGACUGGGAAGCCCAUCCAAAGCCUGGUGUUACCUGCUAGAGGGGAAAUCAUUUAUUCCCUCGAUGGCUCUGAUUGUGUCCAUAAGUGGAAUUUCAGCAGUGGGUUCCUUGAAGCAGUGUUUAAGCAUGAAGGAAUAGUCGAACACUGCGUGUUGACAUCCUCUGGAGAUGUAAUGGUGACCUCAGAUGACAAAAGCAGCCAGUAUGUCUGGCACACCAGCAGUGGCGAAAACCUCUUCCGAAUUAACGGGCAGAGAAUAUCUCAGCUGCUAAUUACACACAAUGACCAGUUUGUGGUCUCUCUGUGUGAGGAAAAUGCCUCCAGGGUUUGGAGACUGGCCACAGGCCACAGGGUCUGCAACAUUUUGACCACUUUGCAGAAUGCCUUUAUCACCUCAGCGAAUACCUUCGUGGUGGGAAUGACCAAAAGCAAAGUGCUGGCGGUCAGUCUCUGGACCGGAAGCAUCACCAAGAAAUUUUGUUGUGAAGACGGCACGACCAUUGUAAGUUUUAAAUUGAUCCCUGACUGUCCUGACAUCAUUGUGUUUAUCACAUCGGCCGAGACCGUGAAUAUCUGGAGUCUGACCGAUGAGGUGAUCUGUCGCCGUGUGCAGCUUCCCAACAACUUCUUGAAAAAUCUGGAGGAUUUCGAAAUUUCUCCCAACGGAAAGCUAGGCAUUAUAUCCAGGGGAGACGAUAAUAUCAACGUACUGGAUUUGCACAGCGGUAAGUUACGGGUGGUUCACGCCUCUGGGGUCAUCUGGCGGCAAAGGCUGUCUCGAGAUGGUCGCUACCUGGUAUACAUUUGUUUCCGAAACGGGGAGGAAGAGGACGAGAACGGCGUGACAUCCAGUUUGAUUGUAAUGAGGCUGGCUGACGGCAAAAUUAUCGGUGCUUGUUCCCUUUACAAAACGCCAACUUUUCUUGCCCUCUCACAGAGGCACCUGAACAUCAUAGUGGGUUUUGACGAUGGCAGUAUAGGGAUAUACACGGUGGUCGACCGUGUGGAUGCUGCACUGAAAAUCAAGAUCGCCACGUCAAAUAGCAGGCAGAUUUUCAACAACGCGACACAGGCCUCCCGGCCGAAGUGUAGCAGUUACUGUUUCAAAGUGUCUGUGGAUUGCUUAUGGAGAGAGUCUACUGAGGUCUUUGCCAGAGACAGUCCCAUCACGGUGAGCGACUCCACUGAGCCCAGUGAGGCGACACCCUCCAAGAAACACAAUCCCUGCUGUGACCGCGGGUGCUCCGCCCUGGAAUCCAGGGGCCACAGCUAUGCCCCCGACAACUGA